AUGUCUCAACUCGUCGUCCACACCCGUCCGCGACCGAAUAUCGAGGAGCCCCGUUGGAGCCAGGACACGUACUGGGGUCGAGCAAAGCAUUUUGCCACUAUAACCAAUCCUCUGAACAUCUUCUGUUCUUCCCAGGAGCUCGAGCAUGCAAAGCAAGUCGUCCAGAUGUAUCGGAAAGGACAGAUCGACCCUAAUAUGACCGUCGACGAACUGUGGCGCGCCAAGAACGUCUACGAUUCAGCGUUUCAUCCGGACACACGUCAGAAGAUGACGCUUAUCGGUCGCAUGUCCGCUCAGGUGCCAAUGAACAUGACGAUCACCGGCUUCAUGAUGACAUUUUAUAAAACGACACCGGCCGUCGUGUUUUGGCAAUGGAUCAAUCAGUCAUUUAACGCAGUGGUCAAUUACACGAAUCGCAGCGGCGAAAAUCCUAUUCCUAUGAAUCAAUUAAUGUAUUCAUACGUAGGUGCUACUGGUGGGGCGCUGGUGACCGCCUUAGGCUUGAACAGUUUUGUGACGAAAUUUCCGCCGCUGAUUGGUCGGUUUGUUCCUUGGUGUGCCGUUGCGGCUGCUAAUUGCGUAAACAUUCCACUAAUGCGUAUAAGGGAGUUGAAAAGUGGCGUGUCCGUGUACGACGAAAAUGGCAACAAACUUGGUGAGUCUCGGAUAGCUGCCCGUUACGCGAUAUCCAUGGUCACCUUUAGUCGAAUCGUAAUGGCCACUCCAGGAAUGAUUGUCUCUGCUUUGAACCGUCAAUGUUCACAUUUAUUCUGUUUUCAGUAUCGGACACAGCUAACUGUCCUUGGCCCAAAUACUCCGUACACUUACAUGAGCGCUCCGAUCCAAACCUUGGCUGUAGGCUUCUUUUUGGUCUUCGCUACUCCCAUGUGUUGUGCCCUCUUUCCGCAGAAAGUCUCCCUUUCGACGACGAAGCUUGAAGAUAGCUUGCAAGCGAAAAUUAAUUCGUUGCCAAAUCCGCCGAAAUACGUGAUUUUCAACAAGGGAUUAUAA
Messenger RNA from Soboliphyme baturini, 1011 nucleotides. NCBI's taxonomy places the organism in Eukaryota, Metazoa, Nematoda, Enoplea, Dioctophymatida, Soboliphymatidae. The record is from the annotation of a GenBank genome assembly.